Messenger RNA from Liolophura sinensis, 6004 nucleotides. Its product is annotated as E3 ubiquitin-protein ligase PDZRN3-like. Lineage: Eukaryota; Metazoa; Mollusca; Polyplacophora; Chitonida; Chitonidae. Gene Ontology annotation, molecular function: protein binding. The coding region runs from base 399 to 2879 and encodes 826 amino acids. The transcript is spliced from 9 exons. The record is from RefSeq and is a predicted model, not a curated record.
CUCACAGUUUUUCAACAUCUCUUUAUCACAUGCUGAAAAUGAUAAUUUAGGAUUUCAUGCCUGUGUGCCAUAGAGAUUGGUAGGUGAGAUAUACAAGCAUCUCGACUACAAAAUUCUUGGACCAAAGUAUGCGAUGCCAUAAGAAAUGCAAGGAACGGUAAGAGAAUAAUGGUGCAAAUGGCAGAGUAUCAAAGGGCCAGUUAGUGAGAAAGACAUUGGUUCCUCUGCAAAACGGUUUCUUCUCCCCCAUUCUUCAGCUGAGCUGUGGAUACUACGACAUAAGAGUACAUCUACUUGUACCUAACCAGCAUGGAAUACCCGUUUGGAUUCUGACGUGUUUACCACACGUGCAGAAAGACUCGACACGAUUGGGGAGAAAAUUCGUUCGUCGAGGGAGAAUGGAUUUUGUGAUUUUGAAAGUGAAUGGUCAAGAUCUCUCUAAAUCAUCUCACGACGAAGCAGUGGAGGCAUUCCGGGCGGCCAAGGAGCCCAUCGUUGUCGAGGUCUUACGCCGGGUGACCAGCACCAAAAUGAAAAAUCGCUCUCCAACCAUGGUUUCUGUGGCAACACAAACAGAGGAGGAUAUUUACCUGUAUUCUGGACAGGUGGGCUCUCCCACUGCGUCGCAAGUGGAGUUAGGAUACAAUGCAUUUGGAUUGUACCAACCAUCAUCCCGGCGUCCAGUUGCAUUUGCCCCAAAUUCCGACAUGGGUCUUACUGAUAUUGAAAUGGCAAAUGCUGUUGAAUUUGAAGACCCGUACUUUGAAGACCGAACUUUUGAGAUGGAGUAUGAGGAAGUAACACUCCAGCGCACCACCAGUGAGGAAAAACUCGGCCUGACAUUAUGUUAUGGAUCAGCAGAAGAUGAAGUUACAGAUAUAUUUAUCAGUGAGAUUGAGCCUUCAAGUAUAGCUGCCCUUGAUGGCCGCAUUAAAGAAGGUGACCAAAUUUUACAGAUUAACAAUGUGGAUGUGCAUAACCGUGAGGAAGCCAUAGCAUUGUUUUCUGAUGCCCAGCCUGAUAUUACCUUGUUGGUAGCAAGACCUCAACUCCAGUUGGAUGACGGAUUCAUGGAUGAACAUAAUGAACUUUUGGAUGAUCCCAGAGUUGAGCUUUUGGAACAACAUCACCAUAGCAACAUGGCCUUUACAGCAAGCAUUUUACGACAGGGGAGGUUACAGUUUGAUGAGGAAGGUGGGACGACUGAUACUGCAACCACGGAGAACUCACACAAACAUGAAAAGGAUAGUGGUGUUGGCCGAACGGAUGAAAGCACGAAAAAUGAUGAAAGUUCAGAGCAGGAUAUUAUGGACAAUGAAAGCUUGUCACUGCGCUUCAGACACGGCUUUAACUUGGGAAAGGGAGAACACCAUGAUAGCAAUGACAGCUUUACAUCAAAUGAUCUGCAUGAUCGAGAAACUACUACAGGGGCAAAUGAAAUCUCUGCUGAAGCCUGCAACAAAUUUCGUGAAGUGCUAGAGCAUAAAUGUAACAGUGUUGAGAACUCACCACGCAAGCUUGGUUCUGUUCAAGGCUCCCAGAGCAGCCUUGAUCAAGAAUUAGCCAUCUUGAACAGAGAGAUGGAAGAGAUUCAGUUAGAGUGUGAGGAAAUAGUCGAGAGUCAUUUGCGUGAACAAGGGAAGGGUUUGUGUCAAGCCCAGCAAGAUAAGGAUAGUUCCAAAGCAGACUCCCAUAGGAGCCCUCGGAUAGUGCCGCGCAUGGGCACAAGGAUGGAGGUCCUGAAACAUGUUCAGACACCAGAACUCACUGAUCUGACAUGGGUGAGGAAAGAUUCUACUCGGCAUCCACAGCCUAUCACACAACCAGGGGUCCAUUGCCCUCUUUCACACAGUCUGAACCAGGACAAGGAGAGGGACUUGUCCACCACAAGUGCAUACAACACAGGUGGCGAGAGCUGCAGAAGCACACCUUUGACACUUGAGCUAAGUCACGUCUGCGAGGGAGAAAAGGGCUUGCGAUCAUCUAUGCUGUGUCUUGCAUCUGCUGAUCUCAACCCAUCCCUCUCCCUGAGUGACACUGAAAAGCAAACACAAACACUGUCACCAGUGAAAGCCAGGGAGUAUUCCAGCGAUGGUACUGGUAGUUUGCGCAGCUCGCAAACGGCCACAAACUCAGUCUUGUCCAAUGAUGUUACCCCUGUGCAGGAAAAUGGUAACAUUGUUGCACCAUCCGAAUCACUUGGUGAAUCGCUGCAAGACAUUUAUGCAAGAUAUGCAGAUGUAAUGUACACAAAUGAAGCCAAUCUUCAGCAUACCAUUGCUGUGCAGCAAAAACUCUUUGAGCAACAAAUUUCACAGAAAACUGGGAAGCUUCAACGUGCUGGUGGGUUUGGAGCUGAGUUAAACAGUUCUCCAAGUUCGACUCUGCAUAUGCCACCAGGUCCUUUGAGCCCUAAUGUUCCUGGUGGAGAAUCGUCCACUCAAAUGGAGUGGGUGGUCAAACGCCGACCUGAUGGCACUCGUUACAUUACUCGGCGACCAGUGCGAAACAAAAUUCUUAAGGAACGAGCUAAGAAACUUGCAGAGGAACGGUGUGGUAUGACAACCGAUGAUGAUGCCAUGAGUGAACUGAAAGUGGGAAGGUAUUGGUCAAAAGACGACCGUAAAAAACAUCUGGAAAAAGCACGAGACCAGAAACGUAAGAAGGAACAGCUGAUUCGCCAAAGAAUGGAAACUCUGAAAGAAGGUGAUGAAAAGACAAAUCUGAACAUUGUAGAAUUAAGUCACAGAAAAAUGAUGAAACACAAGGGCAAAAAAGUGUUUGAUGAUUUUAUGACUGUGCAAGAAAUGCUUGCACAUGGCAGUAAAGUGCCAUCAGGAAAAACAUAUAAUCCCUUGCUGUCUGUGACAACGGUGUGAUAAAGGAAUCCUAGAUGUGUUUUAAUCGUGUAAUUAAUUAUGACUGGUGAAAAGGGUAAAAAGUAUGAUUUGUGGUAACUAAUGAUUCUAAAUCACAUCUAGACAAAAAGGGAAAUGGGGGUUUAUUACUUUUAUCUAUAUUAUCUGGCUGGAAAGGUAGGUACUGAAUGUGCUUUGUUUUAAGUUCAAGAAUGUAUACUAGCCUCCAGUCGCCUUUCCUAGCCUGAGAGAAAGUGAACCAGCCUGUAUGUUCGAAGUCUAUAACUGGCAAUAUUGUUGUAAUAUGUCAGUCACGCACUACUUUCAGAGAAAGGGGGAGUUUGUCUGCUUAUUUUCCCUCUAUGUGGGAGCCAGACACAUUGGUGAUGAUGAUUUUGUGCAGAUCCAACUACGUCAACAUAAACAAUUGCUCACCACCAAUGUGGGACAAAGCCAAUCCUUUUCCGGAGUUUGUUGAAUUAAAGCAGCACAGUGUGCUUGUCAGGGAAGAUGAUGAAUAUGAAAUGUGAAGGCAACAAUUGUAAACCAGCAUGGUGGAAUUCAGAUCAGCAACUCAAUAUAAAGUUGUUAAAAUUUGUAUGUAGAUAUAUGCUAAUGGAGUCCGUAUGUAAUGCCACUUGUCUAAUUGUGUAUAGAGUGAAAUAUUUAGUAAAUGUAUCAUGUUUCUGAAGAUGUGAACAAGCCAGCCAGCUAAGCAAACCGUCCCUUCUUUUUAAAUCUAGAAAGUAACCUCAACACAGGGUCAGCAUGAUGCCAGCACUAUGAUGGUAUCUAAUCCACAAGAUAAUAAUGAUGUACAUGUAGAGUGAUGUUUUGUUCUUUUAUCAGUUUCUGUGAUUACAGAGCCUGUCUGUGCAGUGUUAAAAUUGUUCAAUCCUUUUUGGUGGCAACCUUGUAACUGUUAACAGAUCAUGGCAACAAUGCUAAUAUGUCAGGAUCUCAUGUUGUCAACCCCAGUAAUAUAGUGUAAGGGCAGAUUCUGCUUAGGGAUGAUGUAUUAUUAAGCUUGGAACAUAUUCUAAGAGCAGAUUCUGCUCAGAGAUAAUGUAUUAUAAAGCAUUCUUACAGGUGAUAAGUGCUGAAUGACCAGCACUAUCUACACACCAUGAAAUAAUUCUGUACUCACACUGAAGUAAAGGUUAUGAAUUCUGGCAUUCUUUGGAAGACAAACAUUUACAUAUCUUGUCAAAAAUGCUUGUACGAUAAUAUGUGUGUAAUGGUCGUACAUAAACCUUCCUUACAUUGUGUGGUGAUGGAUGACCAAUUGUGACAACCCUUGAUCUUUUUCUUUAACUGAUAGACACUAAUGCGCAUAAUGAACCUAUCUAGCCAUUGUUUUUUCUGGACUUGGGAAAAAUUGAAGUGGAUUUUCACUCAGUUUGAAGUGGCCACAGGUGCUGUGGUUCAGAGGGCAGUUAUAUCACCAAAUUGGUACAGCAAAAGCUACAUGCAGAGAAUACAUGUACUUACAAUAUAUGCCCUUACGACUUUAGUGUUACAUAGAAUUCACUGGUUUUCAUUCUUGGAUGGGCAUUUCCAUACUGGCAUAUGAGGACCAAGGGCAAAACAACCGUAAGAGGGCAGAUCUAACAUCCCUUUUUUGGGUGUUAAUGACCAAGUAGUACAAAUUAUAAACUUGAUGUAUUAAGAUAGAUUGAUUUUUAAGAAACUGAUGCUUUUAUUCAGUAUUUCUAAUUUGCAUUCAGAGCCAUGUGAAAGUGUUCUAUAUAGUAAAAACAAAUGGUAAAAAGAGUUCAGACGUUGGUGAUGGAGUCUGCAUUUGGCUAAAGUUUCUGUAAAAUAUGUGCAUUGGGAAUCUACUUAUGUUAUUCAAAUAUUUCUACCACCUGUUCUCUAGCUUGGGAUGACCUUACUAUAGAAAAAACAUUUAAAAUGUUGUCAAACUUUGCAAAUGUCCUGAGCGCUGUGCUUGAAGCUUCGACAUUUUGUUGACCACAGUUUUUGUCAUUACAAUUACAUUCAUUCAGUGUAACGUAAGAGUGAAAAUUAUUGGUAAAAGUGGAUAGGUCAUUGCAUGGAUUUGGUGGGAUAUGUUAGCCUCUCACAAUGUGAAAAAUACAUGUAGGAUUUUGUAAAAGCUAUAGUAACAGUGGAAUAUGCUUGUCACAGCUGUUGCAUUUUCUAAACAGACCAUUGUUCCUUCGAUUACCUUAACAUGUACUUAUGGAUGCCAAGGUCAAUAUUUGUGCGCUGGGUAAUGUCAGUCAACAUAGUUUAUGUACUCAACCACUUGGUAUAACUACUGGGAGCUUAUGUAAUGAUGAGUGUAACGUUUGUAAUCGCUAUUACCUUUUUUGUACUCCUGGAGAAAUAUCUUACUUAUAUAGUCAUCACCGUGUGGUAAGCACAGCAACCAAAGACGCCUGCACACAAUGCCUGAAGUUUCACCAGACAUGUCUAAGCAUGGUGACUCCAUCCUUAUACAUCCACCAGUGUUGGCCUUUAAAGAAUAUGGACAAAGCUUCAACCAUCGGUCAGUGUCCAAUGUGAACUGACCACUGUGUCUUAAUUUUGGUGUAUUGCACUGUACCAUAAACUACAUGUAUUCCCAAUCCCUCCGCCCUCACUCACAUCUUGAUCCAAAGUUACCAACCCAGAACCUUCUGUGAUUUCAAGGCUUUGACUAGAAAAUUACUUCAGAUACUACACAGAAUGUCAGCAUAGAAGUGACAAUGUACUUGGAAAUGUUGUCCAUAGAGUCAGUUGGGAUACUUACUGAGAAAUACCAAAUGUAACACCCCUUUAUACUCAUCCUUGAAAAGAAAAUAAAAGGAUGAAUAUAUAUUAAAUAUUUGUUUAUACCUCUAGGAUAUUAUCAUUUGAUUAUCAGACAUGUAGGUUAUUGCACAUAUACAUUAUAAAGUAUUUGCAGACCUGCAUGUUAUGUAAAACCUCAAAUUGGACUAAAGAUGCCAGUGCAAUCGUUUCUGGUCAAAGCCAUGAUCUCCGGAAAUUUCACAAUGCCUGUCGUUUACACAAUUUGCCCAAACAGUACACGAUUCCCUGCAGCUUUUGUAUGCUCUUGCGUGAGAACUCAAGAAUUUCCCCUCCUCGCAAUAGAGAGGAGAAUAUGUCCGAAUAAAUUAUUGUUUUUAUUUAUUGUA